AUGGAGGACAAGCAAGUCCUAGGUCAUGCCCAGCCACUCAAACCCGUCCAAGAUGGCAGGAGAUGUUCCUUCUUUAAUUCCCCCCACCCCCACCCCGAAUUACAGUUUGCAGAGAAGUUCCAGGAGGUGAAGGAAGCCGCCCGGCUGGCGAGGGAGAAAUCGCAAGAUAAGACGGAGCUCACCAGCCCUGCUCUGAGUUUGACUUCUCCGCAGAUCUACCCCAGCCCCAUCAUCAGUUCCAAUGGGCCCGGUGACGACAAACUCUUCCGGAGCCAAAGCGCAGACAUGGAGAUGACGACGGAAAGGGAGCGGAUCAAGAAGAUGCUCUCAGAAGGAUCAGUGUGCGAAGUCCAGUGGGAAGCCGAAUUUUUCACCCUGCAAGACAGCAACAGCAAGCUGGUGGCCGCCUUGCACGAAGCCAACGCCAAUGUGGAGCAGUGGAAGAAGCAGCUGGCGGCCUAUCAGGAGGAGACGGAGACCCUGCGGCUCCGGGUGGCAGAACUGGAAGCUCAGAGAGGCCACGGUCCCUCAGGUGAAACUAAGGAGGAGGUCAGUCCGGCUCUGGAAGAACUGGAACAGCUGGUGAAAGCCAAAGAUGAGGAACUUCAGCAGCUGAAGAGCCAGAAAGGGGGACGAUGGGAAGGCAACGAAGAGUGCGAGGAAACCUUUCAGAAGGUGCAGGACCUGGAAAGACAGAACAAGGACCUGGAGCACCGCUUGCAGCUGGCCGAGCAGACGCUCUCCGACACCCUGGCCGAGCGGGACAAGAUGUACCACGAGGUGUCCAAGGUGGCGGAGAUCAUGGACAUGAAGAUCUUCGAGCUGAGCGAGCUGCGCCAGGACUUGGCCAAGCUGGUCGAGAGCAACUGAGCCCCCGGGGGCAUGGGCAGGG
Molecule: messenger RNA, 892 nt
Organism: Heteronotia binoei (common prickly gecko)
Lineage: Eukaryota; Metazoa; Chordata; Lepidosauria; Squamata; Gekkonidae
Gene: HOMER3
Product: homer scaffold protein 3
Exons: 7
Coding region: 1-870 (289 amino acids)
Biological process (GO): regulation of store-operated calcium entry; G protein-coupled glutamate receptor signaling pathway
Cellular component (GO): dendrite; plasma membrane; cytoplasm
Molecular function (GO): G protein-coupled glutamate receptor binding
Source: RefSeq, a predicted model, not a curated record